GAGAACUUCUUAUCGCAAAACCUCCAUCCAUCACCACAACCAACACAUAUAGUCACAAUGCCUUCCGUCGGCAAUCCCAACGGCCCCUCCAAGAACCGCCUUGCGGCGCGCGCCUCAAGUGCCCGCAAGGAGCGACGCAAGCGAUCACAAGCACCCAAGGAUAAGGUCGCAAAGGCCGAUACUACACGAGGCGCAAGGCCAGGUCUUUUGCCUACGAGUGGACCUAGGGCCAAGUUGAGCGCUAAGAAGGCGCGCAAGAUGGAGAAGAGACUGGCGCAUGCUAUGAAGAGAAAGAUGGAAGCCGAGGGCGAGGCGGAGAUGAAGGAUGCGCCAGAGGUUGAGGGCGAGAAGGCUGAGGAGGUUGAGAUGGGUGAUAUUCAGUGAGGGAUAGUUCCUGCGGGAAAGGAAGACAAAACUACGAACGAACAACAAAUGAUGAAGAGUUCCAAAGAGGAGCCGUUGCAACGACGAUAACAGCUUGCGAGUAGACUCUACCACGAGGCGAACCUCACACCCAAAACGAGACUUCAGAACGAAAGGCAUCCCUGAGAUCAAGGACUGGACGAGGCUGGAAAAUUGCUAUAGGCCACACGGAGGAAUCUGCGCUCCAACUUCCAUAAGGCCAAAGGUCGAGGUCCCAAAGUUACAUAUGAAGGGAGACCGUAGAUCUUCUGAAGAUCAACGAAAAUGAUAAUAAAUCUUCCAACUGUGUCUGCGGAACCCAUGACGGUGAAAAUUGAAUGGUGC
Fusarium oxysporum Fo47 is the source of this 747-nucleotide messenger RNA. RefSeq lists its product as uncharacterized. Bases 58 to 384 code for a protein of 108 amino acids. The record is from RefSeq and is a predicted model, not a curated record. The transcript has 2 exons. NCBI's taxonomy places the organism in Eukaryota, Fungi, Ascomycota, Sordariomycetes, Hypocreales, Nectriaceae.